AUGGUGAGGGAGCCUCCCAAGAAUGCUCCAGAAUUGUCAGAAUCAGCCCUGCGGCCGCUGCUAGAUGUCAUGAGCUGGCGCAGUGCCGACAGGCCAAAAGACUACUACCAGGAACGUCGUCGAAACGGGGCCGGCCGGGAAGACUUCGAAGAGCCCUGCUAUUGCGGACCACCGUCAUCUCACGGCUAUAACUACGACCGUGGGCGUCAAUACGAUGCCAGCAGAGGAGGCCGACACGGCGUUUACCCGGCUGAUGUGCAUCAACGUUACGGCUACAGUGGGAGGGGCGGCUACCACCGACAGCAAUACGAGAACGCUCCGCCCCACGAUCCCUACGAACGCAAUGUGCGAGGUCAUGCACGGCACUACCGUGGCCGGCCUCCUCGAGGCGUUGUACAUCCGGGAGUAUGUACAACGUCUCGAGGGGGAUGGAGCCGCUGUUCAGAUGCCCUGGUUCAUCAUCGAAAAGGCAACGCCCCUUUGACCGCCGGCGAAAGCCUACUGAACUUCAAGCGAACCGUGAAUCGUAUGAACAGUGAUUACGACCGGUCGGUGCUCUCCGAGAGUUGUGCGUACAGCGUGUCCGAGACCGGCGAUGCGAGGAGUCAGUACAAUGAAGACAACUACGCUGCCCACUGGCACGGUGACGGCGCAGGCGGUACCACGUCGUCGCCGUCGCGCGAUGACUCCAUUGACUGCAAAGAAGCCGUCAGGCGUGGUGGUCCUUUGCCGAGGGACGUUGGCUUCCGGCGGCGUGGUCGUCCGUUCGUCGCCCGCGGCGUCUCGUCAUUGACCAGCUUGAUCAGCGUCUUGUGGGACAUCGAGAACUGCGCCGUUCCCAACGGAGUUCCAGCGUACCAAAUUGUGCUCAAGGUGCGCCAGACGUUUUACGUGGGUUACCGUGAGGGGGACUUCGUCGUCGCCUGCGACACCGCGCGCAUGAGUCCCACCGUGGUCGCCGAGUUGAACGAGGCGCAGGUGACGGUCAUUCACGUGCCGGGCGGCCAGAAGAACGCAGCUGAUGACAAGCUUCGCACGGUGCUGCGCCGUUUCUCCGAUGCGCACAAGCUGACCAACUCGCGCAUCGUGCUCAUUUCCGGCGACGGGGACUUCGCGGCCGAAAUUCACGAGAUGCGCUACACCAACCUCAUUGAAGUUGUGCUCAUUCACAAUGAACAGGCAAAGAGAGCUUUGAGGGACGCGGCGACCGAAAGCAUCAGCUACAGGGAGUUUCUGGCGGACCUCAGCAAUCGCAAGAGAAGUGCACCAAAGGUUGUGAGAACAUUGCAGUUUGACACGCGAAAUGAAGCAAAAAACAAGGGCACAAAACAAGACCUGAAGAAGAGUGUCCCAGCAGUCGUUGACUACGAUAAAGAAAGGCAAAUGAGGGAUGAAUUGACAAACACAGAGAUGCGAGCUGAAGAACAAAGCGCACUUUCGCCCUCCUACCGCACCAAAGUCGGAUUGCUCGUUGCCAGAGAGCCGAUGAACGCUGAAUUCUGGAAGCGGUACUUGUCGCGCUUGAACAUACCAAAAGACUUUACGCUAGAGGUCGGUCACGGUGGCAAAGACGUGGUUUUUCUAGUUUAUCCCAGCUUCAACAAGGCAAAAAAAGCGGUUGAAAUCCUCAACAAUCAGCCUGUCGAUGAUGCGGACAUGCCAGCAUGCCCAAGCCGAGCGACCAGGGUUAAAUCUGCAGUAGCUGCUCACAAAUCAAAGCUCGAGGCUGUCAGAAAUAAGAUAGUUUGCCUCGACGGACAAAAACGAAUCUCGGCACUGUUAAAGGCGGCGUACGAAGAUCAGGCCGCCAUUUACGAGGCUCAAUUGGCACAGUUCUUGAAGACCAUUUCAGACUUGCCGCAGUCGCCACAGAAAGCUGACAAUGCCACAACCACCGAAAUCGCCAGGCUGAAGAGGGCUUCGGUUGUUUACGGCGUCAAGUCAAAAAUUCUCAAGACCUUGUCCGAGCGCCAAGUGCUGUUCGUGACAUCGUCACCAGGAUCCCGAACCGCGCUCGAAGUGGCGUCGUAUGCGCAAGACUUGGACCUACGCGUCAUCAGUGUGCAAUUCAGUGAUCUGUCAGCCGAGCAGUGCUCGAAGAACGCCGUGUCCAUGAGCGGGUUAGGCCCCGUGCAGUGCUGGCUGAAUCCCAAACAGCCGAUCAAGUCUGAAUGUACAGUUGUUGUGACCAGCGCACGGCACUUUUUUCAGGAGUUUGUGCGCCGUGAAGUGGACUUCUCAGACUUCAAGGUCAUCAUCGUGGAUGAGCUGGAAAAAGAGAGCGCUUACCAGCGUGUUGCUCUGGCAAUCAUUCGCAAGCAUUUUGUGUCUCGGGUCAGCGUCAUCCUGUGCGGCAAUGAAUCCGAUGCUUGUACACAAAUUCAAGAAGAGCUUUUUCUGAAAAGCCAGGAUGUCGUCCGGGGCGCCCUCACGUUUCCUGUAGAAAUCAUAAAUAAAGAAAAGCCCGCAAACAGGGUGAUGGCAUGUAUCUCCACUGCUUUAGAAUUCUGCCAGACAUCCGAAGUGUUCGUCGGUGGCGACGUUCUAGUGUUUCUUCCAUCUCUUGCAGACGCUAUCCUCGCAGACGGCAUCUUGCGUCAUAAAAUUAGGGAGGAAGACAUUGGCGUGCCAAUCACGCAUGAAGUUUUGUCCACCUCUUCACCGGCUUCCCCUCAAUCACCACGGAAAGGAUGCUGGAGGGUAAUCUUCACGGCAGAAUGUCCCGACGCUGUCUUGAGUACACUGCAGGUGCGUUGCGUCGUUGACAGUGGACUAACACUGAGGACCAUUUAUCAGAAUGGAACAUUUGUUAUGCAACUCGCUUGCGUAACAAAAGUCGAGGCUGAAAAAAGGAGAACUUUGGCGGGACAACAUGAAAGCGGCACAUGCUACCGCCUCUACGACAAACCUGCACAAAGCUAUUCACUACAAGCCGACCUAUACGACUCAAAGUACUUAGAAGACAUCGUUCUUCGUCUUUCUACUCAAAAGACAAGCUCCGACACAUUCAUUCUCGAUGAGCUCUUCUCGAAGUCACUGCUGGAACAAGUAAAGUCUGCAUUGAAACAAAUUGAGGCGUUCGACAGUCAAGAACAAAUGACUGAUCUUGGUGCUAGGCUGUGUCAAAUUAGCCUUCCGCCUCGGGUUGGUAUGCUUGUGCUCCGCUCCAUUGGCAAGGCUCCAUCCAUAGACGCUGUCCUUUUAUCACUCCUAGUUUUCGAAGACAUGCUUCUUGCAUAUAGACCGCUGAAAGAAGAUGGAAGUCAGCACGACUUCCCGGUGUCUGAGGGAGCCAGCGUUUUCUCUGGGGUGAUUCAAAGGUACAAGGACUGGCUGGUUGUGCCCAAGAAAAUGAAGAGAUCUUGGUGCGAUGUGAAUGGCGUUAACGAAGCCUUCAUGACCUACCUUCACAAUGCAGUUCAAAGGGUGCAGCAGGAAUUCACUGAGUUCCAGGGCAGAAAUCUGGGCGCCGAUUGUGCAAAGGAAGAGAAAACUGCUACAAUCACGUUAAGUGAACUGCUCGCUCAAUCGUUUCCCGAAGGCGUGCUCGAAGCGUGUGAGCAUGGUUAUAAACACCCUAUUUUCGGCGAUGAAUUGCAAGUGUCACCAUUGUCGCUAUUUGACACCGAGGCGACAAAGCCGCAGAAGGUCGUUUGCUGUCUAUUUGCUCAGGUUUGUGGCGAGAAGAACGUGAAACUGCUCAACUUUGCCGCCUUGCCGGAAUCAUUUUGUAAGCGCGAAAGGGACUCCCAAACUUCGCUUGAUGAUCCAACGCUUCCAGAAAUUGUGGAAAUGUUCGGGCCUGUGGGUAAGCUCAUCUGGAAUCACCAGUUCAACUCAAAGCACUCACUUCAGGCCAUCGAGGAGAAGCUGCGUGCUAGGUCAGAUGGCGCUAAGGGUUACCUCGAACUGGACACAGCCGGACAGUGCAUCACAAUAAGAGGGCACGAGAAGUACUGCUCUGAAGCUCAAGAGUGUCUUCAGAACAUCGUCAAGUAGCAGGUAACAAAGCUGUCUCGAAAGGACAAGGAGGCCUUUCUCACACCCCGAAAAUCACCCUACAGCGAUCAUCCUGUGCUCGCCGUUAUUGGCGUAGGAGGUCUCGUCAACGAAGUUCUCUCACCAGCGACCUUUCGGACUAUAGUUGCAUAUGACGUGAGGAUGCCCCAUGCAAGUUUUCGCAAAAGGGUCAAUGAUUUGGGAGAGAUAGUGCAAUACUGGUACAUGAACCAGGAAGCUACGUUCGAGAUCACUUACAAAACGGCGAAAGAAGCAAACCACGCCUACCGCGCCCUUUCUGAACAAGGCAGUGAUUUAAAGGUAUAUGUAAAAGGAGAGUCUCUUGAUUACCGGGAAGAGCAAAGGGCGCGGAGACCGGCGUUCCACGUCCAGAUCUCCCUACCGCGUCGUCUAUGCACAGGUACUGCGUUCGUCCACCUACCCGACCAGGCAUCGUUCAACCGCGUGGCGGGGCGGCUGCCUCUGGCAGUCCCUUUAGACAACACCACAGUUACCAUUCAUCGUGACAAGAAGGUACCUUGUCAAUUAUACAUUACAGGCUUGCCUCCGACGGUGAGCCAAUCGACGCUGUCGGGUCUCAUUCGUGAGUCGCUCUCAGCGGACGUCAAGAGUGUUGGCCUCGUCCGCCAAGCUGCAUACAACACUGCUCCCGAGAAUCUGCGAACAUUAGGAGAUGCUGUACAGGAAGUGUUUGACGAAGAGCUCGGCGAAUGCUGUCCAAAGCUUGUCCUCAACGUCCCGAGGCCCGAAGACUAUGUCGAAAAGGGCUGGAUGUCGUUCGAAGAUCCUGUACGGGCUCAGGGCGCUUGCACGCUGCUCAAAGGCUCAACCGUUACUGUCAACCACAGCGGAGAUGGCAGGAGUGCCACGUUGCCGAUGGCAAUACAUAUUCUUAUGGAAGAUACGCUCUGCUUCCCACGCUCAUUCUUCGAGGCAAUACAGGGCCGAAUCGAAGAUGAGUUCCGUCGUCAAGAAGGGUUGCGACAGGAGGAUAACUUUAAAUGCGACGCUACACCUUGCGGUGAUGCGGUACAUGUCAAGCUAAAGGCCAACAACCUAAGCGACUUUCACAAGGCUGUUCAUCUUUUCAACAAACUGCUUCUCGGCCCCGACGUCCCUCGCGUCGACGGUCGCGUGUGCCCUGAGCGAAUUACGGAAGUGCUCAAGGCUGUGGCACCUGGUGGUGGCAUCUUCGUGUACCGCAAGUCCGGCGAAUCUCGGUUGGUCGGUGACGCACAGCUCAUCCAGUCAGCAAGCGACAUGCUAAAAAGGCACACCAACGCCUGGGAAAAGCGACAGAAGAAAAAGCUACCACUAGUAGGCGAAGAGUUUACUCUGUUGAGGUCAUACAUAAACACGCUGGGUGACGACCCUUGGUAUCUGGCCAAGGAACGCAAGCUGGACGCCGCUACCUUUGAUUGGCAAUUUGAAGCAAUCGAAAUUCUCGGCACGGAGGCAGCCGUAAGAGAGGCGGAGCAACUUGUAAAUCAGCUGCGAAAAGUUCGACUGGACGCGAGAUUGACGAACGAUGCCGAAGGUCGCUGUCCGAUUUGCCGAGAACCACCAAGCACUGCUCAAGAGGACGGGGCAUCAACGUCCGGGCACCGCCUUGAGCUGUGCGGCCAUUGGCACUGCGGGGCGUGCCUGCUUCUAGCCCUAAAGAGAGCUCCCCUGCCGCUGGCGUGUUUUGAAAAGGGCUGCGCGUCACCGUGGGCGAUAGCCGACAUCACCCACGUGACAGGCAACAACCAUGAACUUCUGAGCGACCUUGCACGAAGGUCCUUUGAGGGGAGCGUCGCAGCUGACUCGGAAGGAAGAUGGCUGCCCUGUCCGACACCCGAAUGCCCCUUUGCACUGGGUUCCAAACGGGACGCAGAGGCACAGGGCGUGCACGUAAUCGGAGAUGUGCACGUCUGUCCCGGAUGCACAAACGCCGUCUGCUUCCGGUGCCAGUCACUGUACCAUUACGGAAUCUCGUGCACUACAUUCAAAGACUUCAUGUGUCCGAAUGGUGCAAACGACAAGUCAUGGCUCAGCAAAGAUCCGGGAAUGCGAGCCCUCUGCCCCUCAUGCAAAGUGCGACUGGAACGGAACGCCAACAAGAAAGUGGGCGCCUGUUGGUCCUGCCGACGCCUGUUUUGCUGGCGCUGCCACCGUAGCUUCGAGGACGAUGCCGCUGCUGCCAGGGGUCACCGCAAACAGUAUUGUCAGCUGGCUCUGCCGCUCGGUAGUGACACGUGUUGCAUCAUGUGACAUCUCUCUGCCUACUACGGCGGGGUCUGUGUCCCUACGUGGUUCAAGGCUUGUUCAGCCUUGUACUUCUACAUGCCUGUGGUAAUCGGCCUAUUCGCGGUAUAAGUAGUUAUGGCUUUGGUCUUGUACCAGUUCAAAUGGCGCUGAGAGUAGGUAUGACUUUGUGCUUAAGCUCGAGUGCAUAUUCACGCCAGGUUCAAGAUUGUCUGUGAUUGCAACGAGUUUGCGUGAAUCGCUUUCGCUUGACUAAAUUUGUCGCGCAAACUCUUUCGCAAAAAACGGUUGUCCCAGUUAUGCAUGUUGAGGAGUAUUGUGCGUUUAAUAUAAAAACCUGUCGCGUCAACAUCACUAUAUUUUAUGACAUGAAAUCGCACGUCACUCGGCAAUGUUACCAGAACAGGACGUCGCUACAAAUAUUUAUCCAUACUACUCUUAAAUGACAGAGCUGUUUGCUCAUGUUUUGGCUUUUAUUACAAAUAUU
Molecule: messenger RNA, 6754 nt
Organism: Rhipicephalus microplus (southern cattle tick)
Lineage: Eukaryota; Metazoa; Arthropoda; Arachnida; Ixodida; Ixodidae
Biological process (GO): spliceosomal complex disassembly
Cellular component (GO): intracellular anatomical structure; catalytic step 2 spliceosome
Molecular function (GO): RNA nuclease activity; RNA binding; RNA helicase activity
Source: RefSeq, a predicted model, not a curated record